Molecule: messenger RNA, 2838 nt
Organism: Rhincodon typus (whale shark)
Lineage: Eukaryota; Metazoa; Chordata; Chondrichthyes; Orectolobiformes; Rhincodontidae
Product: rho GTPase-activating protein 25-like
Exons: 9
Coding region: 13-1371 (452 amino acids)
Biological process (GO): negative regulation of small GTPase mediated signal transduction; actin filament organization; signal transduction
Cellular component (GO): phagocytic cup
Molecular function (GO): GTPase activator activity
Source: RefSeq, a predicted model, not a curated record
UCGAAGAGUGUGAUGCCAGGGGAUCACUGCGCUGUGUCAAACAGAUCUUCGUCACCCAACACAUUGGAACGCCCUGCCAAAUCAGGCUGGCUGAAGAAGAGGAGGUCACUGGUGAAGCAAUGGCACAAUCGCUGGUUUGUCCUUCGGGGUGUCUACCUGUGUUACCACAAAGAGGAGGAAGAUGGAAAGCCGCAGGGUCACAUUGUCCUCCAGGACUGCAAGGUCAAUGAACUACCACCCAACCCUGAUGAACCAGGAAAAUUCCUCUUUGAAAUCGUUCCAGUGGGCUAUGGUGACCGGGAGAGGACAGGAAGUGCUCAGGAGUCCCACAUGCUGAUGGCCAAUUCACAGAGCGAAAUGGAAGAUUGGGUGAAGGUGAUUCGCCGGGCAAUGGGAACGCUGUCCAGUGGAGCUGUCUUCGGUCAACGCCUGGCAGACACGGUGGCAUAUGAGCAGAAGUUUGGCCAGCACCUGGUGCCCAUGGUGGUGGAGCAGUGUGCUGACUUCAUUCGGAACUACGGGCUGAAUGAAGAAGGUAUCUUCCGUCUUCCAGGACAAGACAACCAAGUCAAAGAACUGAGAGAUGCUUUCGACUGUGGGGAGAGGCCGUCUUUUGACAGGAACACUGAUGUGCACACCGUAGCCUCACUCUUUAAGCUGUACCUGAGAGAGCUCCCAGAACCAGUUGUCCCCUGGUCUCAGUACGAAGACUUCCUGGCCUGUAGCCAGCUCAUGAACAGCGAUGAGGAGCAGGGGCAACAGGAAGUGAUGAAACAGGUUUCGUUACUGCCUCAGGCGAACUAUAACCUGCUCAGCUACAUCUGCAGGUUUCUAUACGAGGUCCAGCUCAGCUCCAAGAUCAAUAAAAUGAGCGUGGACAAUCUGGCAACUGUCAUCGGGGUGAAUCUCCUCAGACCCAAACUCGAAGAUCCCGUGGCCAUCAUGAGAGGGACUCCACAGAUUCAGAAGCUGAUGACUGUUCUGAUCAGCAAACAUGAUGAACUGUUCCCAAAAUACAAGGACAAGCCUCCUUCCCCCUCCUUGAGAACGAGUGCCCAGCGAAGCAUGGUGGGUUGGGGUGCUGCGGACCCGCUAACUGGAACAACAACGAGAACACACAAGGUGAGGGUCAGCGGCCGAACUGAGUGUCUGACUCCAGGCUCUCUGAAUCACCACCUCGAGAAGGAGAAUUAUGAAGUCUGGGCUAAGGUGGUACGAUUGAAUGAACAGUUGGAGAUUGGGAAGAAGCAGUGUGAAGCCUUGGAGAUCCGACUGCAGAAUGCGAACAGGGCACGCGAGGAGGCAGAGAAACGCAACCAGCUCCUUGAGCAGGAGCUCACCAACUUCUUUGAGAAAAACAAGGGAGAGUAAAGUUCAUUCCCGACACCUUCAUGGAGCCCCCUUACUCGGACUGGAAUGACUGAUACACACAAAUAGGCACAGACACACACAUCCGCACACAGACAUACACACACACACACACACAUGCACGCACGCACACACACACACAUACACACACACAUACACACACACACACACACACACACACACACACAUGCACACACAUGCAUUCCCGUGGCAGAGUUUUUGAUACAGUCCACCUGACUGGGGAACUGAAGGACAAGGGAAAUUCUGCAAGACUCUGUCGACCCUGAGUGAGUGGGGAAAGGCUAACAAUCCCCCCUGACAAUGUGAUUGGCUGGUAUCCAGCAGUAGACAGUCAUUGACAUGCUGUGUGUGGAGGGCUAUGUCCAACAGGCUAUCUGAAUGAAAGUAACGUUCCUCACCAGAUUGGAGAAGGUGCUGUCUUUCUCGAAUUCUUUGUGAGCCCUCUCAUGAUGAACAAGUAGUCAAGAACCUCAUGGUACCUGGAAUUGAUGUCCCGUGUGAAGACCUGGCCAGGUUUAUCAGGGUGGGAAAUCCUCUCUCUGUUUUGUUGUACCUCACCCCCACCCCCAUAGCCAGUGCUGAGUGCGUCUGAUCAUUAAUAUUCCUUUGGGACAUGUUCCUGAUGCCUAUGCUUGGGAGGGUGAAGCCCUGAGCUUCAGUGGGGCAGGGAGCUCUGGAAGUUCUCCAUCCCUUGUUGUUUCUGGGUCUGUUGACUCACUGAUGGAGAUCAUUUGCUCUCCGGUUGUAUGGUCACCAAAUCCAUCUGUCACUGAGUCUCACAAAUGGCCAGGAUUGCAAAGUGCCUGUGAGACGGAGAAUGGUCUAUCUGGAUUCCCACAUUCCCACAUUGGCCAUGACUUGUGUCUGUAACAUUGGCACUCCUUAGACGCUGCCACCUUGUGUACCCCGCAGGCUAUGAGCUGCAGAUGCUGAGGCGGGUUCUGACAAUGCCCUUAGCGUGGACAUUUGCUGAAGCAUGAUUGUCUUGCCCCAGCCUGUGCUUGGACUGCUUCGUUUGCUUUCAGUUAGUUUUAUCGGCACAUUGCCCUGAUGCUGCGCUUCGCUAUCUCCUGAUGACUCUGCUCUGUUUAAUCCUGGAUUGAGCUGUCAGCUAAUUGCAGCUCAGUCUCUGUGAAUGUAUAAACACACAGACAACAGCAUGACAAGGUGACAGAAACUGUCCAGUUCAAAACCAGCAAAUUCUUCAAGGUGCAGUCACAGCCUUUGUGUCCCACAUACAUUUCACAGGAACUCUGAUUUUUUUUUCCUUCUCCUUUCUCCUACCAGCAUUGUGCAUCUGUGACAUGAAAGCUGGUGUCUCAUAAAGACGACUUAUGAAGUCUCACAGUUUGUUGCAGACGGUUGUGGCUGAGUCGUAGUAAUGUAAAUAUUGACUUUCAUUGCUUUAAGAGAAAAAACAGGGAGCGGAGAAGCAUUGUGAAAAUAAAG